Molecule: messenger RNA, 1695 nt
Organism: Microthlaspi erraticum
Lineage: Eukaryota; Viridiplantae; Streptophyta; Magnoliopsida; Brassicales; Brassicaceae
Source: the annotation of a GenBank genome assembly
AUGUUGCCAGGCAUACUGUUAUGCUCACUUAAUCCCAAGAACCACAGUAAGAAGAAGAAGAGUGACCGAGAGAGCUUAGAUACUGAGCCUAAGGACAUUGACUACUGGUACUCAGUUCAGUUCAAUCGAGAUCCUCCGAGAUUUGCUCUUCGAUCGGAGAACAACAAUCGUCACUCCCACAGUAAGAGCGGCGAAUUCUCCAAGACGAAGAAGCGAGGAGAAAUGUCGAACAAGGUUUCAAACUUCUCGGAUCUGAUUCAGCGAGUGACGGCGUCUUGCUUGUUGCAUCCACUCUCCGCCGGCCGGCAAGAUCUCGCCGGAAACCGCCGGGGAGAGUACGACACUGAGGAAGAGGACGAGGAGGUGGAGGAAGGGGAAGGAGAGAUUCAGUACGAAGACGCAUUGGAGAAGGAAAACGGUAAAGACGAGACGGUUAGGGCUAAGAGCGGAAGAGGGAACGGCGUGAGUGUGGAGGCGGUGCAGGACAUGGAGACGGUGAUGGAGGAAGUGUUCACGGCGGCAUCAGCUCUGAAGAGAGCUUACGUGUUGCUUCAGGAAGCGCACUCGCCUUGGGAUCCGGAGAAGAUGCACGACGCUGACAUGGCGAUGGUGGCUGAGCUGAGAAGGAUCGGCUCGCUGAGGGAGAGGUUCAGGAGGAUGCGAGGCAGCGGAGGCGGCGGCGGCCGGAGGAAGAACGACAGCGGCAGGGGAAUGCUGAGAGAGGCGGUGGCGCCGUACGAAGCCGUCGUGAAGGAGCUUAAGAAAGAAGUGAAGGCUAAAGACACUGAGAUCGAGAAUCUGAAGGAGAAAGUCAAAAUGACAACUUCCAUGGCUAACGGUAACGGCGGCAAGAAACACCGUCUGCUCUCAAGCCGGAAAGUUAACUGCAGCACUCAAGUUGCUGUAUCUCCGGUGCCGGAGUUAUUCGAGAUGACGAUGAUUCAGGUGAAAGAAGCAUCAAAGACCUUCACAGGGGUACUACUGUCUCUAAUGCGAGCUGCGCGUUGGGACAUUGCAGCUGCUGUUCGCUCCAUCGAAGCCGCUUCAGCUGCAUCGGACGGCAUGGCAGCGUCAGCGUUAGCAUCCUCUGUUCAGUCCUCUGUCCCGAACCAGCACGCGAAGUUCGCUCUCGAGUCUUACAUCUGCCGGAAGAUCUUCCAAGGAUUCGAUCACGAGACGUUCUACAUGGACGGAAGCCUGUCUUCUCUUAUCAACCCUGAUCAGUACCGUCGUGACUGCUUCGCACAGUACAAAGACAUGAAAGCAAUGGAUCCAAUGGAGCUGCUAGGGAUCUUACCGACUUGCCAUUUUGGUAAGUUCUGUUCGAAGAAGUACCUUUCGAUCAUUCACCACAAGAUGGAAGAGUCGUUGUUCGGGGACUCGGAGCAGCGGGAGCUGGUUAUUGCUGGUAACCACCCGAGGAGUCAGUUCUAUGGAGAGUUCUUGGGGUUGGCCAAAGCGGUGUGGCUGCUUCAUCUCUUGGCCUUCUCGCUGGAUCCAUCACCGAGUCACUUUGAAGCAAACCGAGGAGCGGAGUUUCACUCUCAGUAUAUGGAGAGCGUGGUGAGGUUCUCGGACGGCCGUGUUCCGGCGGGUCAGGUAGUCGGGUUUCCUGUUUGUCCAGGGUUCAAGCUUAGCCAUGAAGGGAAAGGAUCAAUCAUCAAAUCUAGAGUCUACUUGGUUCCAAGGGCUUAA